AAUGGAUGUAAUAUGAAAAAUGAAAACCAUGUAAAUCAUGCUACAAAACAUACCACAUUUAUUUCACAUUUUUUGAUACACCAUGAGGCAAGGAAAAAAAUUGCUGAUGGUGCAAGUUAAGCAAUUUCAUUUUACCCGCGUUUUAUACCAGCAACCCGGAAGUUAAUGAAAUACAUUAGAGAGAAUAUAUAUUUCCUUCCAAAGGGGGAACAACAAGCUCGUUCCAGUCGGGGCAACCAGUCUGGAGUCGUUCGUAAAUUCAUUAAUGAAAAAUUACGAGGAAACCGGGUAUAGUGUGUAGCUUCGCUUUCCCCCCGUCACGUUUCGGAGCGGAGCGUUUGUCUCGUGUACGCUGGUGUUGGUCGGCGUCGCGUGGCGUCGCUGCGAUCGAAUGGCCGCCCUCAGUGUUCGCGAGCCUCGCUCGGUGCGUGUUUCGUGGCGCGGUGAUCGUCGUUGUUGUUCGUUUCGUCUCGGCUCCGUUUUGUUUUUACACGUUACAUUGAUAGAGUGGUAAUUAAAUUCCGUCGGGAAUCCGUCCGGCGCGUUUACAGCGCAAUCGGUAUCGCGCAUCGUGUACUAUACACGGAGAGUAUCGCUCGUCUCGGAGCGUACAUUCAACGCGAAGACGUCGCGUUUGUGACCGUCGUGUGCGCGAACACCGAUGAGCGUGUGUGUCAAUUUUCGUGUGCGUGCAUUCACGUCGACGUCGGCGUCGUCGUCGUCUUCGUCGUCUUCGUAUUCUUCGUUUCUCGUGCUAAGUUCGGAGUUUGUGUAGCACGGUGCAUCGUCACAGUUCUGCCUGUUCCGUCUCUCUUCAACGUAUCCCUUAACCGCGUACCAGCGUACUAUGUGCUUCUGUGUUUAUAAUCGUUGCGUCCUUUCUCUCUCCGUCUCGCUCUCCUCUCACCUGCAGUUACACGGCACACACAGGUGUCCCGUGAAAAGGAGUGGCGACGCCUGCCGUGAAUCGUCAUCGCUGUGAUAUUAAACGUCGAGGACACCUCGACGGUAUAUUAUACGAAUCCUGCCGAAAAGCAGCCAUCCACACUGCCCCCCGAGGAAUCAAAUGAAGAGAGGAGAGGUCGGUGGACGGUGAUGAGACAUUUCGUGGGACGGGGACAUAAUCGUUGCUGGUUUGUCCCGAACGACACAAUGCACGCCAUUCAUGACAGCCGACCAAUGCCAUCGGCAGAGUUAACUUUACUCCGUUCCUAUUGCGCAGGACGAUUCGCCGAGCGUCGACCGAGUACACUCUCGUGGCCGUCACGAGAAAAACGCGCGGAAGGGUCACGCUCAUUUCCGUCGUAAAUAAGGAUCGUUUUCGACCGACCAGUCGAAGUAACCUUGCCGCGCAAGAUAACCGAUCGUCCGUCGUGGAUCGCGUAGUGCCAUAAGCGUCGAAGGGAAGCCGUACCACGGAGGAGGCUCUGGUAUCCGUUCAAGGUUAUCCGCGCGACACCCUUUGGUCCAUGGAAAAUUUGCCAAUGCUAUAACGACAAUCCUGCCAUCUUGUACCUUUUGUACGUAGAAUACAAAACUACUAAUCAAAGGCCGGGCGUCUAAUACGCUCGGCGGGACGAUCAACGUCUGACGGUAGCCGCUGUCAGAAGCGCGCAUAAGAGGCCAUCAAUUUCCUCGUGGCGAUCGUGAACGCACUAAACGCCGAGCCGUGGAGCUGCCUCGAAGUAACAAGCCACGCGAGCCGACCUCUCGACCGGCCACUCGUCAGAAUGUUCCAGCUGGCCAGCAACCGGUAGCUUCUUUACCGGGCCUGGUCGCGAUCCUCAGCCCUUGGAGGAGGAAAAAGCGCGGCCGUUUCAAGGAUCGCCCGUCGACGAUGUCGAUACGCGUCAGCGGUGUUUACCUGCUGCCGAAUCCGCCCUCGAACGAGGCGGCCAACGAGAAGAAUAGUAAUAUCGCGGUGGAGAACAGUAUCCACCAGCAACACCAUCAUCACGCCACGAAAACGGUGACAAUCGUCGCCGGACCCCAGAGAAGCAACAGUCUGGAUUAUCUGAACUUCGAGGAGAAACGACAGAUCAUCGCGUCCUCGUUGUCGUUGAGCGACUUCUUCGCUCAUGGCCCCGCAGCGGCUGCAGCCGCAGCCAAAGAAGUCGCUGCUAACACCGUCAUCGCGAAGAAACAAAAUGGGGCGGCUCUGCGAACGAAUAGUCUUGGCUCCGGGGCGAGAACACCACCCCUCGAAAGGAAAAGCAAGUUCUCAGCCCUCGGUAGACUCUUCAAGCCUUGGAAAUGGAAACGAAAAAAGAAAUCGGAUAAAUUCGAAGCUGCCUCCUUGUCGCUCGAGAGGAAAAUCUCUGUACGAGCGAGCAGAGACGAGCUGGUACAGAAAGGAAUACUGCUGCCCGUGAUAAGGUCCACGUCGUUUCCAGAAAAUGAUGCGACGAACGACUCGCCCGAUGGUCAGAAACCUCCUACCCCGCAACAAACUCAUCAACAACAACAACAACAACAACAGCAACCAGUUGUUGGCGGGGUUGGUAGUGGGCCUGGCGGUACCCCUGCAUCAACACCCACGUCUGUUGGUACUGUUCAGCAAUCCCAACAAUCCCAGCAAGUACCAUCGGCCACGCCAACCCCUACGACUGCCAAUCCGCAUUCUACAGGACCACCCAGCAAUCAACCCUCGCCUCAUCCCUCGCCCCUUUACCCAGGGAUGCCGCAGGUUGGCCAACCCAACGGCAGCACGCAAGAGCCGAAGAAGGAAAAGACUGAACAGAGUGCAAAUGGCGCGGUAUCGCCGAGCGGUGAUCCGCAAGCGAAUCAGGGCACGGCUACGACCGGUAGCGUGCCGGUCUCGGCCGCAGCCCCGAAUUCGGGGGACCAGCAAAAGCCGAGUAGGCCGAAUACCCUGGAAGCCAGGGUGGUAGCCAGGAGACUGAUCUUGUUCGACAUGGAGAAGGGGGUCUUAGACCAAAGCAGCGAGAACCAGCAGGUGAUCGAGAGGUGUUACCCUCUUCCGCCUCAGAAUACGUUGAUGCUGUCGGAACUUCCGGAACCGCCGAUCCCUCUAAGCGAGAUCGGACCGAUUCCACCCCCGCCGAUGUUCAGUUCUACCAGUCCCACCCUCUUGUUAGCCAAGCAACGACAAAUACGAAACCCUUUGUCGUCCGAUUACGAGGACGAAGAAGACGAGGAAGACUUCGACGUCGAGGAGGAGGACAACAUGUACGUAGCCAGGAUGUCGCAGCCGGACCCGAGUAUCGACACGUCGAGGGUGGAGGAGAUCCCGGCGAAGGAGCCAAAGUUCCACGCGGUGCCGUUGAAGAGCGUGCUGAAGAAAAGAAGUUCCGGAAGUGGGCCUGGGACACCGCAGAACACGCCGACGCAGGAGAACAGGCCGUUGACCCUUCGUCAGGAGCUCCAUGCCUCCUUCAAAAGGCCACCGUUGAGGCCUAGGAUGAGAAUAUGCAGUCGACCGGUCAGAUUUGGCCUCGCCCUACCGUGCACCCUCGAGAACAAGGAAAACGCGAGGCCGUAUGUGAUAAGGGAAGAUGCUGACGGAGAUUCGGCCGAUGGACAGGUACUCUACAGGGACGAGUACGACGAUGAGAAAAGUCGGUUGGCGGCAAAGAUCGCGCGCAAGGAGUCGUUGUCGUUGAAGCUCGCCCUUAGGCCAGACAGGCAGGAGCUCAUCAACAGGAACAUCCUUCAACUGCAGACGGACAAUGAGAGGCAGGAAACGAAGGAGGCGAUUGGUGCCAAGCUCAUCAGGCGGCUGAGCAUGCGGCCGACCCAGGAGGAGCUUGAAGAGCGAAACAUUCUGAAAAAACAAAGUCCAGCCGAGGAGAAGAAACAGAAAGAAGAAAAGAAACGAUAUCUGUUGCGAAAGCUAAGCUUUCGACCGACUGUCGAAGAGUUGAAAGAGAAGAAGAUCAUUAGGUUCAACGAUUACAUCGAAGUCACGCAGGCUCACGACUACGAUAGACGAGCCGAUAAGCCUUGGACGCGGUUGACCCCUAAGGAUAAGGCAGCCAUUAGGAAAGAAUUGAACGAGUUUAAGAGUUCGGAGAUGGCCGUUCAUGAGGACAGCCGACACCUCACCAGGUUCCAUAGGCCAUGACAAUUGCAAUGUGUUGAGGUGCUACAGUGUGGUGCGGGUAUAGGUGAAGGUGCAGUGUGGUGGCCUCGUGUCGAGGCUGGAUAAAGUAUCUCGGAUAAUCGUGGCUUCCGAGGAUAUUUUCACGAUUGGAGUCGUCGUCUCGACGACGUUGACGGUGGUUUCUUUUUAUGACGUUGCUGCGUCGUGUUGUCAUUCGUCGUCCUGAUCAUCAUCAUCAUCACGUGUCCAUCAUCUUCGGUCACCGGCAUUCCGCGUUGACGACGAACGUCCCCACGACGUCGACGAAGAUUGUGAUAGGGUGGCCUGCGACCUAAAAGAGAUAAGGGAUCGCAUCGGCUCGCUCGAUGAUUUUCUCCGCGAUUAAGGCUCGUUCACACUUGAGCUCGACCGAAAAAUCAUCUCCUCUCCUGUCGACGUCUUUAGAGAAAAGUAUUUGCAAAUGAUAAACGGAGAACAGUUUGUUGAUUUCAGAGAAUCAAGAGAAACUGUACGAUGAAGUACGGAGCCUAAGAUCUAGGUCAUUGUAAAAUAAGAUGUCUUUUUGUACGAACGUUGGCGAAGUUCGUUCUGGCACGAUGCAAGAUGAAGAAGCUGCGGCGUCUCUUGUUCCUCGGAGGUGACGUCUUUUAUGAAAGUUUCCUAACUUCUGGACUAUCCGAGACGCUGACGAAAUAAUAAUUAGAGGAGGAGGCGAUAAACGAGCAUAGAAUUUCGUGAAUGAAAUUUCUUGAUUAGUAUCACGUUACGCGAGCUCACGUGUGAACGGUUCUUUCUAGAUAUAAAAAAAAACACCGUGUUUCUCUUUGCCAUCAAGCUAGCUCGUCAGUGUCACCUGGCAUCACUCGCGUAUACGUGAAACGAAUUCCUAAAAGAAUUUUCAUUUAUUCGUGUGAUAUAUCCUUGUGAAAUACUCAACUCGAAUCACGGAUACGGGAGGAUACAUUACAUGAAAUGAGUCGAGAAGAACAAAAGGGGGUAGGAAGGUAAAUGCCGUCGAAACUGAUUUAGCUUUGGAUUUAGUUUCUUUUUUUUUUUGAAGAUGCGUUAGUUGAAGAUAUUUUUAUAUGUUGUACAUUAACGAGAAACGUUUCUUUCGCGAAAUGUACAACCCGUUUUCUUUCACGAUAACGAAGGAACAAAAAGUGAUACAAAUAAUUCAAACUUCGCGACACAUAUGACGGCUACGGUGUUAUUUAUCGAACAAUUUCAUGAGUCGUGAUUUUAAUCGAUUUUCCAAUUAACCCUCGAAUAAAGUCUUUGCCAUUUUCGAAAUUUUAUACCCUUUCUUUAGGUAUUAUUUAUACAUAUAGUCUCGUUUGCAAAAUUAAGUGCCUAGUUUUAAUUAUUGUACUCUUUAAUGGGUCUGAAUGACUCUGCCAUCAUCAUUCGAGGGUUAAUAAUCAUAAUCAGUCCAAGCCCCCGUGAGUGGCAAUGAGUUCAAAUGGAUCAUUUUAUUUUUAGCCGACACGUUGAGACAUUGAAAUACUUGCGGUAAAAUUAAUACUUUCGUAUGAUUUCGUAUAUUUCCGACACUUCUCGUGUACGUAAUUAGCCAUACCAUAAAAUUGGCUAUUCUUUAGAUAAUUCCAUUUUGAAUCUUGAGGUUUGAUCAGUUUCAUGUGACUUCGAUUUCCGGUGAAUAGACACAAGACUUUUGCCGUCCAUAAAGUUGCCAAAUUAGGAUGAUCUUUAAUUUUCCCGAUUCAUUGGAUCAUUCUUUCUCCCCGAUAUGCUUUCAAUAGUUUCAGACACUUGGUGAAUUUCUUCUCAGGCAUUUAGAGUUUUGCUUAAGUGAGAACGUUAAAAUUUUAUUAAUCAUUUUAAUUUGUCACGAUAAUAUUGUACAGUAGUUAUCGAAUUCAUCCGUUCUCACUCUUCGCCUCUGUUACUGCUACCAUUUUUCUCGCACACAGUUUCCUGGUUCGCAUUUUUUAUAAUCGUGACAGACAUUCGCAAUUUCAUGCAUGCAUAAAGACAAAGGUCGUCGACCUGUAGUAUUUGUGAAAAAUUUGAUAGUUGUCGGUCUAUGGUAAUCAUCUGACACAACUUUACCAUUGAUCGUUAUUCAAGAUAAUCGGUGCUCCUCGAUUUUCAGCUGAUCAUCAUACCUUGUACAGUUGUACACAUGCUUGAAAUUUAACGACCCCACAGUUGUGUGGUUUAUUUAUUAACAGGUUGGUUAUUACGAGGGUCAUAAGUGAUCUAUGUCACCAAUUCAAUUUAACUGUGUAAUUAAUAAAUUAUAAUGGCUGAAACAAAAUUCUUAAUAUCGCUUAAAAUAAUUAUAAUUUAAAAUAAAAAUUUGAAAUUGUGAUUUAACAAUGGGAAAAAUAGAAAGGGAAAGCUUUGAUUAUUAAUGCUACAUUAAAUUUUCUUUAAUUAUUCGAUUAUAUGAAAUUUGUGAUUCCGAUCACCAUUGACCCCUCCAUAAUAAUUAACGCGUUAAACUGUUCCAUAAUGCAUAGAGCAGAGGCAUCGUUCAAUUCGUACGACUAUUUAUGACAAUCUUGUUCGAAUCGACAAGAAAAAAAGAAAAGAAUAAAUAAAUAAAAGAAGAAACUAUUUUUCCUUUACUGCCAGGUAUCACUAUUUCUCUAUUGCGGAGCUGCCUUGAGGAGCAAACGCUUAACUGACUAUCAUAUAAAAAAAAGAAAGGAAGACGAACGAAGGGAGACGGAAGUAAGAUAAAUGUGUACUCUGCGACGAAUGAAAAAAAAAAAUAAAUAAAGGGAAAAAGAACGAUGCAUUGUGCAAUUACACACACACACUUUGUACAGGAAUAAUAUACAUAGCGCGUACUUUAGUGACUAUUAUUAUUAUUAUUAUUAUUGUUAUUGUCAUCGCUAGGCGACGCUGUGAUCCUCGUUUCAAUUUUCGAUCACGCGUUUCGAUCGUGGAGACAAAGAAAAAGAUCGUCUACCGCUAUCGUUCGUGCUAAACUGAUCAAAGAUUAGAUCAAAGAUUCGUCGUCGAAUUGCACUCGAUUGGAUAAAUCGUGGCUCUUUAAUAAAUAAAAAAAAAAUAAAAAAAAUAACGCUGUUUUAGCGUGCUUCGAUGUAUCUUGCACGCUUUUGAAAACCUCUUCGAAGCUUCCUGUUUCUACAAUGCAUGAUCGUCAGUCGCUAAAGCUCGCGUAAACUUGUGAAAGUAAAUCGAGAAUACUUAUGCGAGAAAUGUAUGAUUCUCUGAGAAAUAUGACGGUACUAGGGAAGCAGGGACUCUGAAUAUCCUAAUUUCGACGAUAUUAAUAUUAAAAGUGAUUUAGAAAGGAAAUAAUAUAAUUUUCAAUUAUUAUCGGACGACGAGAAAUUACGCGAGUUCUUUCCUUGCGAGCGUGUAAGUCGCGACGACGGGUCGAUUUUCCUUCUAAAUAGUAACCUAGUUUUAACGAUCGUCCAAUGGGGUGAGAGGAUCGUAUGGUCGAUCUUUCUCGUAAACCCGUCGGUGAACUCAGCUGUUCGAUAUUACAAACAAAAAGAAACACAGAAAAAUGAAAAAAAGAAAUUUUCGUCAACCUCGAGAUCGUCGAAGGUGUCAUGAAGACGAUGGUGAAAAGACGAAGACCUUCUAGUGAACCACGGAGACGCACGUGAUUAACACGUUGACUGCCUCGGUGAAAAUAUGAUUAAUUAUUCAAUUUUCAACCGUUAAUUUUAUCAAAGUCUUUAGAAAUAUAAUACAAAGCCCAUACCAGGGUCAACGUUGUUUCUCUGUCAUUUUAUUCCGCGUUUUAAUUGUUUCGAUUUAUUAAAUAAUUAAUAAUGGUAAUCCUUGAUCCUCCGCGCCAGUCAACGUGAUUAAGGAACAAUGUAAAGUAGGGAGAUGAAGCGUCUCUCUCGUUCCAUUGGUCGAGCGCUGUGGCUACCGUGUAGUCGAACAAAUAUAUCCAUUAAUUUCCGGUUUGUCUGAUGUAUGGUACCAUGAGUAUCAGUGUGUGUGAGUGUGUUUGAUUAAAUCGUGAGAGAUCGAAGGGGGGCGAGAAGCUCAGCGAUCGAAAGGACGAGGGUGAAAAUGAGAAAAAGUUGAAAAGAAUCUGAAUUCUUGUCACCUUUUUCCCAUUCUUCUUUUUUUUUUUUUUUUUUUAUUCUCCUUUUUUCACUCUCAAGGACGGAUACGUAGAGGCAAAAAAAAUAAACGACUGUACACGAUGAUUGUAAAUAUAGAGGGUAGGGGUUGGAUAAAAGAGAAAAACAGACAAUUUGUUAGGCGUAAUUGUAAAACACCGCAAUAGUGAUCCACGCUAAACACGCUAAAACGAUUAUUAACGCAUGGCAGAACGAAAGGAAAAAAAAACAAUUAUAAAUGAUUUUAGGUAAAAAAAGCGACACACCGUAUACAUAUAUAAAUAAUAUACAUAGAGGCGUACAAACAUUAUGUGCGUUUUUCCAGCACAUAUAGUUGGUAUUUUGUGUACAAACGAAAAAAAAAAAUGAUCGGUGAAGAAAAGGAGAUUGCGUGAACGCGAGACAAGAUUGAAAGAAAAUUGUAGGUUUUCACCGCGCCCUAUCCAGAAUUAUUCUUAUUAUUACUAUGAAUUAUUAUUGUUACUAUUAUUUUGAUUUUUAUUAGAGGCGCGAUGAAAUGAAUUUGUCCAUGAACGAGGAUGUUCCUCGAUCACGUUCGAGCAAAUCGAAGAUGCAAAUUCUUCUCGUAAAAAAAUCAAUAUUCUCUUUCUAUCAUCGAAUUCCAAAUUAUAUUCGUACGUCUUGCAAUUUCGAUUUGCUCUCUGUCCACGUGGUAUUGUCGCGUGGACUACGAUUGAACCUCGUUCCGCGAAAUCGCGUAUGAAUCGUUGCACGAAACUGCGGCGAAAAUGUUAAUUGCCAUUGUUAAUUAACGCUUCGAAACCUCGUCAGACGUAUUCCAUUUAGCGCGAAUGACUUGUGUGGGGUUUCAAGCAUUCGGAAGAAAAAAAUUUUAUCUCUGCCAAAUUUUUCAAGUAGAACAUUCAUAUUUCGAGGAUUUUUAGAUCGAAAUUAAUCGUAGAUUAUGGGAUAAGGUUCGGAUUGAAAUAGGGUCCGAUUUUUCUGUAAAAUUGUCGUAAUUAUAAUUACGACGCGAUUAACCCUAUGGUGAUUUCAAUGCGUGGUAAAACACACCAUCGGUAGAUUUGUGAAAACACAGACUCGCAGAUUUGUUUAAAUUUGAACAAUUUUAAGGCUAAAGUGAACAAUUCUAUAGAUAAACAUUGAAGUGCGUAAAAUUUUAAUUAAUUAUUCAUUAAUUCUAUCCUAAUACCUCGUCUACGAGUCUGUCCGUGUUUUGCAAAAAUUAUACACGAAAUUUUAAGAAAGAAAAUAUAUAUCCAUGCGUGAUUCACAGAACGGGGAAAAUCGAGCGCACAUAUUGUAUCCACGUUAAAAUCGGUGAAAGAGAACGCAAUGAAAAACCAUAAUAAUAAUAAAGAAAGGGAGAGGAAAAGAAAACCACACAGUCAGGCUGUAAAAAUAUGAGAAAAUAUUGUCGCGAUCGACCCACGGUCGAUUCUACUUGUAUCAUAAUCUCUUACGAUAGCGCUACUAUUAAAACAAUAACGAAACAGUAACAACAAAAUAAGGUAACUCGUAAUUUAAGGGAGAGUGAAGAGAGAAGCGUGAGAGGGAUGAGUGUGAAUUAAAUCGUAUGCAAAGAGUAUGUGCGAUAAUAGUGAUUUCGAUGUGUCACUGAAAGAGAAUAGAGGCAAACUCGUUGCUAACGGAAACGGGCUUCGUUGUAUCCGCUCGUUGGUCUCGCGAUUCUCUGAAAUCUCUGCUCAAACUUCUUCUAUCUUUCUUGUCGAUCGAACGUUUGCUUCUAAUCACGAAAUAGUCGAGAAGACGCGCGAGGCCAAUCUCCGGCGACCAGCCCGAAGGAUUUUUACCAAAACGACUCCGCGAGUCGCGGAGUGGAAGCAGUAAAUAAACAUUAGACGUAAUUAUUGGAUUUCGUUCUGUUUUGUAAACGAAAUCGACGACAGUGUAUAGCCGUACGAUGGAGGGAAACAAAACCCACGCGUUUGAGGCCGAAUUUUCUAUGUCCGUCGAUCGAAUGCGUCUGCGUUCAGCGGACGAUCAUGUUCAAUUUUUUCCACUGACUUGCAGUUAUAUUCUUUUAAAACGCAUGUAUUCGGUAGAAAAAAUUGGACAAGAUCGUCCGUCGGACGCAGACGCAUGCGAUCGAUGCACAUAGGAAUUUCGUCCUUUAUUAGUCGAUUCGCGAGGAAAGCUGAAACGACGAGCUUUGUAAACGCGAACGCGUUUCGCGAACGAUCACUGUCUCGUAUCGAAGCCACCUGCAAAACACGUGGACCCUGUUUUAUUUCUUGUUGACGAUAAUUGUAUAUUUAUAAUCGUUUAUAGAGCGAGUUACGCGGAAAAGGAGAAUUUUUAAUGGAAUCUUAUAUCGCGAUGAUAUUUUGUAUUUUAAUCGAGGAUACCUUUGGAGAAUCGUGUAGUACUCUCCGAUGAUACCUUCAGAAUGUUUUGUUUCUUUUUUAAAUAAAUUUUGGAUUUCUUCAUUUUAAUGUUAAUUAUUAAAAUUAUUUGAUAUUUGACAAACAUCCUAAGGUAUUAUUGGAAAUGUCUAUGUAGAGUGUUCCAUGUGUUGUUAUAAAAUUUCAAAACUUUUCGUGAACCAUGUUUAAGUCUAUAAAUUUUGUAUAUCAGGAUCUUUUCUUCUUCAGAAAUAUGGAUGUUGUUCUUUGUUCUUUAAAUGAACCUUAAGUAUCACCCAGACUUUAGAAGAGAUUUAAGCAUAGUUGAAAAUUUAUCAGAACUUUUUGUAAAGAUAACGAAGAGUGUUAAAGUUUGAUGGCGACAUUAUGGAUGAACGAUGUGAUCCUUCGAAAUUCGAAGAAAGUUUAUUUAUAGUUGUAUAAUUUUUAAGAAGUAUUCAUUAUAAAAAUGUCUCUUUUAUAUCGGUGAAAAGUGGUCACCUUUUUAACGCUGUAUUUUAAUUGUUUUUCUUAAGAUUUAAACAAAAUCGAGCAGUGAUCGUUUGCGAACGCGUUGUUCGGGACGUAAAAUUUAAAGGAAUGCGUUGUAUUAUAUUAUCGAGAAACCCUCUAGGUGUAAGAAUAAUAAUGUAUAUAUAAUUAUUAUUACCAUAAACUUCGAUCGAUUGCACCGCGGGGAACGAAAUCUGUCUUCCCCCUAUGAAACGAAAAUGAAAAGGUGAGAAAAUUGUAAUGCACGAACACGUGAGAACGAAGACAAAGCAACAAAUUCUCAAGGUAUAUAUAAAUAUAUAUAUUAUAUAUUCGUGGAUAAAAACGAACAAAGUAAAAAAAAAGGGAGGAUGAGAAGCCAAAAA
This is a messenger RNA of Osmia lignaria (orchard mason bee), 11374 nucleotides long. Its product is annotated as phosphatase and actin regulator 2. Lineage: Eukaryota; Metazoa; Arthropoda; Insecta; Hymenoptera; Megachilidae. Gene Ontology annotation, biological process: actin cytoskeleton organization. Gene Ontology annotation, molecular function: actin binding. The record is from RefSeq and is a predicted model, not a curated record.